Messenger RNA from Haliotis rubra (blacklip abalone), 1026 nucleotides. Its product is annotated as arrestin domain-containing protein 3-like. Gene Ontology annotation, biological process: protein transport. The transcript has 6 exons. The record is from RefSeq and is a predicted model, not a curated record. NCBI's taxonomy places the organism in Eukaryota, Metazoa, Mollusca, Gastropoda, Lepetellida, Haliotidae. The coding region runs from base 1 to 1026 and encodes 341 amino acids. Gene Ontology annotation, cellular component: cytoplasm.
AUGUCUUGCCACGCAGCAUUCCCAACCAUCGGGAAACUGAAAACAUUUACAAUAACGUUAGAUAAUCCCGAGGGAGUGUACUCACCGUACGACGACGUCAAGGGUCAUGUAAAGGUGGAAUUGAAAGACAAAAUGAAAAUGAGAGGCAUCAGACUUCAUUUCUACGGUGGCGCGGAAGUGGAAUGGAAAGAGCUUAAGAAGGUGGGAGACCAAACCUACACGGAGUACUACAGAGCAAAUGAAACCUACCUUAACUUUGAAAUGGUUUUAUUUGGUAAAGCGUCGGGACAAGGGGGAGACAACCCUACUCUACCCGCAGGAAGUUAUACAUAUCCGUUCCGACACCGGCUGCCAGGACCUCUACCUUCCUCGUUUGAGAGUUAUGCGGGGAAAAUAAGGUACUGGAUCAAAGGUACCAUUGACAAGCCAUGGAAGUUUAACCACACAACGAAAAAGGUUUUUACAGUUGCCGAUAAACUCGACCUCAACGAUCGCCCCGGAACGAGGAAAGCUUCACGAGGAGAAGACGAAAUUAACCUAUGUUGCUUGUGGUGCAAAUCUGGGCCAAUCAGCUGUAAGUUUGAACUUGACCGAAGUGGCUAUGUUCCGGGGGAAUCUAUUCCUAUCAAAGCGGAGAUCAUCAACCACAGUAACAGGAGGAUGUGGAGGUCACGCGCAGAGCUACACAUGUUCUGUGUAGUUCCCGUUGGACCCGCAUACCAGUUAGAGAUACCGCUCAAAAUAAUCAUCGGAACUAUUCCACUCAGAGAAUCUGUUCCUCCAAGGCAGGGUCCAAGCCAGUCGCACCUUCAUCAGGAGAGAGCACAGGCUUUUGCUCCAUCCACAUCACAGCCAACACCAACCUAUGCCGAGAGUACGUUUGGCAAGGUGAACAUAAAAGAUGUGGACGACACUGAGUAUACCAAAGGAGACACGGACUAUGCUCCAAUGUAUGCUUACUACAACGAGGGAUCAACAGCUGAGUCUGCAACUGGGGACAAAGAGACUUCAGCUCCUCCGCAGUAG